Phaethon lepturus (White-tailed tropicbird) is the source of this 134-nucleotide messenger RNA. It is a transcript of the gene NRGN, whose product is annotated as neurogranin (protein kinase C substrate, RC3). Lineage: Eukaryota; Metazoa; Chordata; Aves; Phaethontiformes; Phaethontidae. Gene Ontology annotation, molecular function: protein binding. The annotation marks the transcript as partial. The record is from RefSeq and is a predicted model, not a curated record. The transcript has a single exon.
CCGCCAAGAUCCAGGCUAGUUUCCGCGGCCAUAUGACCCGCAAGAAGAUCAAAGGGGGUGAGAUCGAUCGGAAAACCAAGGACGCCGAGUGCGCCAACAGCAGCCGCGGCGGCGACCUGCGCAACGGCGACUAG